This is a messenger RNA of Cladophialophora immunda, 755 nucleotides long. RefSeq lists its product as uncharacterized. Lineage: Eukaryota; Fungi; Ascomycota; Eurotiomycetes; Chaetothyriales; Herpotrichiellaceae. The transcript has a single exon. The record is from RefSeq and is a predicted model, not a curated record. The coding region runs from base 1 to 288 and encodes 95 amino acids.
AUGUCCUCCUCAGAAGAUACAAGCGCCUCAACAAGCAGCACCCCCACGUCACCAGCAGAUGCGCCUACCAAAUCAACCACAGCCAUAUUCCUCGUUCUUCUCGAGAAGAUGGGCGCCUCGAUCCGCAAAUCCCGCAUGAAGCUCUCCGUCCGAUUUCGAGAGAACCAGCAGGCGGCACCAAAGAGCCCUAAACCAGAUGUAUGGCGAGGGACGUCGUAUCUACCUUAUGGAAUGGAGACACCAACGGAGGCGGAGCAAGCAUUCGAGAUGGCGUCCCUCGGACGGUGAAGUGCAGCAGGGAGAAGGGCAGCCUUUGUUCCAACGGGGGAGGCCUUCAGGCGAGACCGGCGACAUUUUCAGCGGAGGACGCCUUUGAUGAACCUAGCAACAAUUCCUGGCGAAGGAAAUGCCUGAGCAACGAGGGUAUUCCGGUGUGGCCGGAGCCCUCCCAUAGUAUCAGGCCUACCAGGCUAUAGGAGAGACCCGUACAGGGUGUCUGCCCCAGCCUUAAGAUUCAAAAACCGCUUACCGGGGUUUAUGAGCUGGUGCUGGCUAAGCACCCCAGUGGACGAAUCGUGCAUGCUCAAGACGUUGGUCCAUGUUUGGUAUACUCAAGGAGGAGGAGUGUGGCAGUCGAGAGUGCAAGAACAUCUGUUGUCCCCUGUAUAUAUGGUGAUGCGAGGUUAGCGAAGGGCUCACCGGAGAUGAAGCCAUCGGACAGUUGGUGAAGAGUGAUGAAUGAACAAUAGUGGUCG